Messenger RNA from Mercenaria mercenaria, 647 nucleotides. Its product is annotated as coiled-coil domain-containing glutamate-rich protein 1-like. The coding region runs from base 126 to 482 and encodes 118 amino acids. The record is from RefSeq and is a predicted model, not a curated record. The transcript has 4 exons. Lineage: Eukaryota; Metazoa; Mollusca; Bivalvia; Venerida; Veneridae.
GUUUCCUGUUCACGUGACGUCAGUCCUAAGAACCGUAUCGGCGGGAAGUUCAGUCCGUCUGCCUCAGUUUACUAAGAAGGGAAGCGCACGCUGUUUGUUGAAAAUCGCACUAAAACUCAGUCAAAAUGCCUUCAGAAAAGGAAGAAGUUCAAACUGCCACAGAGACUACAGAAACCCCAGAAAUUAAAACUAAAACAGUUGAAGAUGUAAAAAGAGCAGUUGAGGAGGCAGAAAAGGCACAAGACGCAACAGAAGAAACCAAAGAAGAGAAAUCGGAAGAAAAAGCUGAAGAAAAUGGAAGCAGUCAAAAGAAGGAAGAAGAAAAUGUCAACCAAAAUGCAACAGAAUCCACAGAAUCAGAAAAAAGAACGUUAGAGGAUGAAGAAGCUGAAAAUGAGGAGUCAAGCCCAACCAAAAAAGUCAAAAGUUCUGAAGAAAACACAGAAUCUACAGAAAAAACAGAAAAGUCAAAUGACUCUUGAAGACAUUAGUCAAUAUGGAUGUUGUCAUAUCACUUUUACACUUGUUCAUCUCAUUUUUGUUGAGAAAAGUUCAUCUCGUAUUUAAGUAAUCACGAGCAGCCAAAUUUUGUCAUGUUGAGUGUUACUUUUAGUAUAUUUGUGGAAUAAAUGUCGUCUAAAUCGUUA